Messenger RNA from Onthophagus taurus, 3006 nucleotides. NCBI's taxonomy places the organism in Eukaryota, Metazoa, Arthropoda, Insecta, Coleoptera, Scarabaeidae. The record is from RefSeq and is a predicted model, not a curated record.
AAUCACAAUUUUGUAAUUCGUACGUAACUUUUCAAGAAAAACAUUAUUAUUAUUAUUGCUGAGGGGAACGACCCCUCUGGUCACCACAACAUAUAAGAUUUUUUGUAACUUAAGCCCUCCAAAGGUUUAGGGCAAAUGUUGCUUCCCUUUGACGUCACAAGUCACAAUACAACAAAUGUCAAAAAUCUGUCAAACAUUAAAAUAACAUCACCUAUAAUUGUUUAUUAUAGUUUUUACGUGAAAAACAACGUUGUUACAAAUUAAGUAAUUGUGUUUUAAUUGUAUAUAAAAGUAGCUUUAGAAAUAUUUCGUUAUAAUGCAGAAUUAUAUCCAAGAGGAUUCGAUGGUUAUAGACAAAAUUGUCUAUGAAGUGAAAUCUCAGGGUAUUUUUGAUCAGUUUAGAAAAGAGUGUAUAGCUGAUGUUGAUACGAAACCUGCGUAUCAAAAUCUACGGCAACGCGUUGAAGGAAGCGUUAGUGGGUUUUUGAACAAACAGAAAUGGAGCCCGGAUAUGAACAAAAAUCAUGUUCGAGAGAUGUUAAGAAAAAACAUUUACGAAUCUGGAUUUUUAGAGACUGGAGUUGAACGAAUAGUAGAUCAAGUCGUGAACCCAAAAAUAAAUUCAAUAUUUCUUCCAAAAGUAAGUGAACUUGUUUAUAAAUUCUUUGGUAUUCGACACCCAACUGAGGAAAAAAAAGAUUCUCAACCAUCACAAUCAGAAACGUUGCUCCCCACUGAUUUAGAAGCAGUAUCACCUGAAUCCGAUAAGCACUCAGAACUGGGAAAUAUUGAAGAUCAAACUUUGGAUGAUUCAAAAAUUGAUGAAGAUGAAUCACCACCAUUCGAACCUUUGGAAGAACAAGGCGCUUAUGUCGCCCCAGAAGAGACAUCAAUUGAUAGUCACAUGUCUGGAUUUUCUGGUUUAAUUAGUCAUGAUUCAAAUGGACACGAAAUUUCAAAACCAGCAGCUAAUGAAACUUCAAAUCAAGAAUCAAUUACAUCUAAACAAAGCUCUGAUAGACUGUCCAUUGUUAUGUCUGAUGAUAAUGACACCAAAAUGGAAAUUGAUGAACCAAAAAUUGAAAAAAAUAAAAAUAAAGAUGAUAAGGAAAAGAAAAGCAAAGAUGACAAAAAUAAAGAUGAAAAGAGUCAUAGGUCAAGACAUGAUAGUAGAUCUGAUAAAAGAGAGAAAGAUCGGAAGGAUUCAAAAGAUUAUAAACAUAGGGAUCAUGAUAAAAGUAAGGAUCGGAAAGAUUCAAGUUCUAAAAAUGGAAAAAGUGACAAAGAUAAAGAGAAAGAAAAGAGUAAAAGUCAUAGUAGUAGCAGUCAUAGACAUAGUAGUAGUAGCCAUCGUUCACAUAAAGAUUCGUCUUCCAGCUCAAGAAGUAAAUCAAAAGUAUCUUCAUCAUCCAGCAAAGAAUCAUCAAAAGAUAAAUACAAAGAUGACAAGAAGAAAGAUUCUAAAAGACAUCAUUCUUCAUCAUCAUCAUCCGAUAAACACAAAAAGGAUAAUCACCAUUCAAGUCACCAUUCGAAAACAUCAUCCUCUCGGAGUAAAGAUAAAAAAGAUUCAAAAAAUAAAGACAAAAAAGAUUGCGAAAGCGAUACAAAGAAACGAAGUGAUCGAAGAUCAACGGAUCGCGAUUCAAACGAUGGUCAUUCAAGUUUAAAAAGCACAUCGAGUUCUUUUGAAUCAUUUUCUUCCAAUGUUCAAUCUUCUCAACAAGAAAAAAAAUCUUCAAAUAAUACAAAUUCGGGAGAUUCUGGUAAUUCUGAUAUGGUAGAUGAAGUAUCUUCCGCUGUUAAUUUAGAUGAAGAAAUAUCGAUAAGUAGUGGAGAAAUUAAAUUAUUUAAACCAAAAUUUGCUUCAAAUUUUCAAGAAGCUAAACGGUUGAUGAAAAUUCGAAAAAAACUAGCUGAAAUUGAAAAAGAACGAAAUAACCAUAAAUUAUUCGAACCAAAAUCGGGGGAAAAACCGAUUAAAACUCUUCUUGAAUCUCCUCCAUUACCCUCUGUUAAUGUAAGCGCCGCUUCUUGGGAUGCUUUAGAGGCCAAAUUAAAUGAAACGAUCGCAAAAGAAAAUUGUUAUGUGGAUGAAUCAUCUUAUGGAUCUGAUGUAGAUGAAAAAGAUGUGAAUGAUAAAAAAAAUGAAAUGAAUGAUGAGGUUUAUUAUCUUAAGACAGAUGAUAGUCCAAAGACGAAAAGAUACAGAGACUUUUUAAGUAAUUAUCUUGGCAAAAUUGAGAAGGGAUGUUGUGAUAAAACUAAAAUUAAUUUAAGAAGUGAAAAUCUUAAAAGAAAAUUGGAUGCUAAUUCGGAUAUUAAAAAUAAUAAUAAGAAAUUUUCCAUUGAAGUACAUGAAAACUUUUCGCUACCACUUAGCCCAGCUGAAAGUGAUAAUUCUAUUGAUAAAAAAUCUGAUAUAUCAGAAGCCUCAAUAUACGAUAAAGCUAAAAGAACCAUUAAAGCUACUUCAAACUCUAAGAACAGAUAUUCAAGCGAAGAUCUUUACAAACCGCGAUUAUCUUUUUCAAGUUCGAGGCGAAGGAUGAAGAAAAACGCAGGUAUUGACUGACAAUUACUUUUUUACGACUCCUUUUAUUACCGUGCUCCAUGUACAGUGAAUUUUUAAUAAUUAAUCGUAAUUAAUUGUAACAAUGGGCUCAUAAUGAUUGAAAAAUAUUAUGUAACAGGUUUAAAUAGGUAAAUUUGAACUUCUUUUUUAUUAGUUACUACUGAAAUCGAUGUAAUUUCCGAUUGACACUCUCUUUAAUACUGUACCAUCACAAAUGAUUACAUUUUUCUUUUCAUUUCGAUUAUUAAUUUGUAUAAAAUUAUUUUUGAUUAAUUUUCUUGACAUUGAUUUGGCGAAACGGAAAAAAUUGGUGGUCCUCAUUAAUCAAAAUAUAUAAUAAUUAACAUUAUCUAAAUUAAGUUUGUUAAAGGGUUAGAAAAAAGGUUUAGUCUAGAUUUUUUGUAAAAGACAAUAAAAUGUAUUUAUUGGAA